This is a messenger RNA of Loxodonta africana (African savanna elephant), 5113 nucleotides long. RefSeq names its product lipoic acid synthetase (gene LIAS). Bases 352 to 1470 code for a protein of 372 amino acids. The record is from RefSeq and is a predicted model, not a curated record. Gene Ontology annotation, biological process: lipoate biosynthetic process. The transcript is spliced from 11 exons. Gene Ontology annotation, molecular function: lipoate synthase activity; 4 iron, 4 sulfur cluster binding. NCBI's taxonomy places the organism in Eukaryota, Metazoa, Chordata, Mammalia, Proboscidea, Elephantidae. Gene Ontology annotation, cellular component: mitochondrion.
AUCCGCGCCCAAACCCUCGCCGCCGGCUUUUCCCGGAGCCGAUGGCUUCAGAUUCCCGGGGCCCAUUGAGGCCAGAAUCAUCCUCACCUCACCGUAGAUGCGGCAAAGAGAGAACGUCUUUCGUCAUCACGCUUUUGUAGCCAGUAGAGAGUUAUGUAUUGCGUCAUGAGUGCGCGACGCUUCUAAGGCUAAAGCAGCCGAUUGCAGAGCAGCUCAACUUUCAGCGGCUCUGUGAUGUCUCAACUGUCCUGUCAUAAACCGAGCGACGGUUUGUCAAUACGUCCUUUCCCGGGAGUCACUUACUUCUUUGUCUCUGGACUCCACUGAGCAAAAAAAAAAAAAAAAGGGGGAAUGUCUCUACGCUGCGGGGGCGCUGCCCGCGCCCUGGGACCCCGGGUAUUUGGAAUAUAUUUAUGCAGCCCAGUCAGAACAUUAAGUUCUUUGCCAGAUAAAAAGAAGGAAUUUUUACAAAAUGGACCAGAUCUUCAAGAUUUUGUAUCCGGUGACCUUGCAGACAAGAGUACCUGGGAUGAAUAUAAAGGAAACUUAAAAAGACAGAAGGGAGAAAGGUUAAGACUACCUCCGUGGCUAAAGACAGAGAUUCCCAUAGGGAAAAAUUACAAUAAGCUGAAAAAUACAUUACGGAAUUUAAAUCUUCAUACAGUGUGUGAGGAAGCACGGUGUCCUAAUAUUGGAGAGUGUUGGGGAGGUGGAGAAUACGCCACAGCCACAGCCACAAUCAUGUUGAUGGGCGACACAUGUACAAGAGGUUGCAGAUUUUGUUCUGUUAAGACUGCAAGAAAGCCGCCUCCCCUGGAUGCCAAUGAGCCCUUCAAUACUGCAAAGGCAAUUGCAGAGUGGGGUCUGGAUUAUGUUGUCCUGACGUCUGUGGACCGAGAUGAUAUGCCUGAUGGGGGAGCUGAGCACUUUGCAAAGACUGUAUCAUACUUAAAAGAAAGGAAUCCAAAAAUUCUCGUGGAAUGCCUCACCCCUGAUUUCCGAGGAGAUCUUAAAGCAAUAGAGAAAGUUGCUCUGUCAGGAUUAGAUGUGUAUGCACAUAAUGUAGAAACAGUCCCAGAAUUACAGAGGAAAGUUCGUGAUCCCCGGGCCAAUUUCGACCAGUCUUUACGUGUACUGAAGCAUGCCAAGGAGGUUCGGCCUGAUGUUAUUUCUAAAACAUCUAUAAUGUUGGGUUUAGGGGAGAAUGAUGAGCAAGUAUAUGCAACAAUGAAAGCACUUCGUGAGGCAGAUGUGGACUGUUUGACUUUAGGACAAUAUAUGCAGCCAACAAAGCGCCACCUUAAGGUUGAAGAAUACAUUACUCCUGAAAAGUUCAAAUACUGGGAAAAAGUAGGAAAUGAACUUGGCUUUCAUUAUACUGCAAGUGGCCCUCUGGUGCGUUCUUCAUAUAAGGCAGGUGAAUUUUUCCUGAAAAAUCUAGUGGCCAAAAGGAAAACAAAAGCCCUCUAAAGCUUAAACAGACAAAACCUUCAAGAUCAUGGGAAUUCUAAAACUUUGAUUCCAGUUUGUAGCAGAGGAGCCAGAAUGGCAGACUUCGGUGGAUGUGCCCCAGCUCUCUUUGUUUUCAGAAAAAUGUCAAUAAGCUAAAUGUAUUUAAUUAUAGUAAUUCACUUGGCUUUUAGUACAUCUUCUUUGUCCCAGUAAAGAAUUUCCUGCUAUGGUAUAACCAUAAAACAUCUUUGUAAGUAUACGGUAUUAACAUUAUAAUUUAAAAAUACACUAAGAACCUCAAGAAGACCUUUAAAACUACUGUUACCUAUACAUCGUUGUCACAUUUCGUUUAUGAGAAAUGACAUACUUUGACAAAACAAUCAACAUAGAUUGAGACUAUGAUCAGUUUACCUGUAACUAGCAUAUGUCCUUUGCAUAAUAGUAUGUCACUGGAAUGAUUUAGAAAGGCUUAAGAAUUUGAAUGUUAAUUGCUUCUUCACAUUGGUAUGAGCACUUCAGACUCUUCAAAAUAGUUUUACACUGAUUACUUAUUUAGGAACUCUAUUAAACCAAGAUGAUGAUGAUGUCCAAGACAGGGAAAUAUAACCUAAGAAUAAUGACAUUAACUGUCAUUUGUAUAGUAGUUUGCUACAUCCACAUACACUGUUCCACUUAUUCCUCACAACACUAGGAAGGUGGUUGUAUAUAUGAUAGUAAUGACCCGAGGAAGGAAUUUCAUUCCUAACUACUAGUAGUAAAAUUCUUUAGACUUUGAAUCUUAUCCUUCUAUUAUAUCUUACAAAGGAAGUUGUAAAAUAUGUAAUGCAUAUAGCUAAUUCUACUCUGAAUUUUUGAAUAGAUGAGUAUUUGUUAUAAAAGUAAUGUAUAAUUUUGAAAAUUGGUUACAUUUUUAUUUAACUCAGAGGAGCCAUGUAUACUUAGGCUCACUUUCUUUAUUUAAAAAAAAAGGUGUCGUCAAGUCAAUUCUGACUCAUAGCAACUCUAUAGGACAGGGUAGAACUGCCCCAUAGGGUUUCCAAGGCUGUAAUCUUUACAGUAGCAAACUGCCACAUCUUUCUCCCAUGGAGCAGCUGGUGGUUUUGAACCGAUGACCUUUGGGUUAGCAGUCGAGAGCUUUAACCAGCAUGCCAUCAGGACUCCUAAUUUUGCUGUGUAAAAUUAACUCCAUCAACUUUAAAUAUCUCGGGCGAUCACCCACUUCAAAAAUUAUUAUUUCACAGGAAAAUUGAAUUUGCAGGCUCUGGCUUUGUGACAUAAUCUACAUUUUCCUAAUAUUUGGAUAUUUUGCACAGUGUAGGUCAAUGAUGAUUAGAUUUUUUUAGCAGGAGAGUCAUUUUGUCAAAUGAAAUUUUCCUGGAACCCUAAUAUAAAAUAGAUUAAAAUGGUAUUAGCACAAAUGAUUGCUUAAAAGUUUCAGAUUUAUAACAUCUUUAUGUAAAAACAAUGAAUGCUAAAAAUGAGGCUAUUCUGAUAACACACAAUGUGAAAUUGAGAGUUAUGGGUGACAUUUGCAGCCUUUUAUCAGCCUCAGCAGUCUGUUUUUUUGGUUGCACGGUAUUGAGAAAAACCCUGAUUGAUACAGCUAAAAGUAAAUUAUAGAAAAUUUUAAAACAUCUCAUCUUGCAAUCUCAGGUAUUCUCCAGGUGAAAAUCAAGAAACUUGAAAGAGGAGUAGUAGGAAAUGUUUGUGUCAAGUUGAAUCACUAUUAGUAUUUCCCUGAUUCAUUUUUCAUGCACAUUAUUAUAUAUCCGACCAUUAUACCAUGACUAGAAUAUGUGUGACUAGCAUGCCUGGGUCUUGGUGUAUGUUUGAGUGUGCUGAAAAUGUGCUGUAGAUGUAUACUCAUACAAUUGUACAUGAACGGACAACGGUAGGCUUGAGUUCUAAAAGGGCAGUGCAGAGCCUUGACCUGCCUACACAGUGAUGCAUUUAGAAGUGCAUUUAAAUGAAGAUCUGGCAGGAGGUUAGUAUAAAAUUUCUUGAUCUGGUGGCUCACGUUAGUGUACCGAUGGACUCCACUGAAUUGAAAUUUGGUAUGUGACAUUUCACUGUGCGAUCUUUUUCUUUCUGUAGCACAAAUGAUAUAUAUUUUUAAAGAAGGUGAUAUAAAUGUACAUGGGUUUCAAAAAAAACCAAAAAGCAGAGACCCCUGUCCGUUUUCCAACUACUGCAUCAAUCAGCUGUGAAGCCCACUUCCAGUUUGGUGAGAAAAUAAAUAUCCUUACAAAUGAAACAAGUUUGAACAGGAAUUUUUCUUACUUGAGGCUGACAGCAUCCUAACUAGAGGUUUUAUUAGCAUCAUCAUUAAGAGCAGUACUAUACCCAGCUUGGAAUCCCUGGUGGUGUAGUGGUUAAGAGCUAGGGCUGCUAACCAAAAGGUAGGCAUUUUGAAUCCACCAGGCACUCCUUGGAAACCGUAUGAGGCGGAUCUCUGUCUUAAUGGGUUGCUGUGAGUCAGAAUCAACUCAACGGCAACGGGUUUUUUUUUUUUUUUUUGGUUUUAUACCUGGCUACCACUAAUGACUGCCCUGACAGAACACAACAGAGAGUGCUGGACAGAGUAGGAGAAAAAUGCAGAACAGAAUUCAGAUUCAUGUAAAAAGACCAGACUUAAUGGUCUGACAGAGACUGGAGGAAGCCGUGAAGCUAUGGUCCCCGGACACUCCGUUAACCCAGAACUGAAAUCAUUCCCAAAGCCUACUCUUCAAAGAUUAGACAGGACUAUAAAACAAAAAAUAGUAAACGGGAUGAAUGGACACAGGGAACCCAGGGUGGAAAGAAGGAGGGUACCAUCACAUUGUGGGGACUGCAACCAAUGUCACAAAACAAUGUGUAUAAAUAUUUGAGAAAUUAACUUCAGCAAAAACACAAUAAAAAAAUUUUUUUAAAUGCCACUAAGGGAUUUUAAAGUUCUCAUGUCUUCUCCAAGAUAGCUUAUAAGUUAAACCAAGAAACAAAAGAAGUUCUAUUUCUCCCUCAUUCCCUACUCUCACAGAAAAAACAGUAUAUUGGCUACACAAAUUUUUAUUCAAAAAAAACAACACAUUUUGUGUACUUUGUUUAAUGUAAUGUUUCAGGCUGGAUUCUCUAGAGAAGCAAAACCAGUAAAGCCUAUAAAUAGAUUUAUAUCAUACAGUUGUAGAUACUGCAACAGUCCAAGUCCAUGGGUCGGGAUAGAGGCUUCUCCUGAUUCAUGUAGCUGCAGGGGCUGGUGAACCCAACAUCCACAGGUCAGAGAGCAAGGCUCUUGCUCACUGGAUGAGAAGAUCGAUGAAACCCAAGAUAGGCAGGCAAGACCACAGGUAAGCUGCUAGCUCAAGUCCCAAGAACCAGAGGUCAGAGUAACAGGAACCAGCUGCAGGAUCCAGGGAAAGCAAAACCCCCGAAACUUUCCAGAAUGUCCCCUUACAUUCAAUGCAGGUCACCUGCCCAAGGAAACUCCCUCUCAACUGAUUGGUUACUCACAGCAGAUCCCAUCAUGGAGAUAAUCAUAUUAUAUCAAAUCUCAUCAUGGAAGUGAUCACAACAACACGAGGCUGCCAAACCACUGAGAAUUAUGGCCCAGCCAAGUUAAUACACAACCUUAACCGUCACAUAUAAUAACUUAUAUCUCCCAAUUCUGAUCUCUUAUCUUGAUAUA